AUGUCCCUGCAAGUGCCUUCCGGGAACCCUGGAUCGGGCAACUCGGCCGGAGCGAACGUUCCCAAAAAGGUCGGCCUCGUCUUGCAGUCGUUGCCACCUAGGAACGAGACGGGUUUCGGCAAAGCUUUGGUGAGUUCUUCGGAAAGCUGACUGUCGGUAUUCGUUGAUGGUGCGGUGUGUGUCUGUGCUCGGCGCAUGUGCCCCCUCGAAUCGGACCGAUCGGAGCGGUGGUUCACGGAGCGAGAUUGAGAUCGCACGUUGGCGAGCUGGUCUUCGACGCCGCAGGAUUAUUAAGGGGGUCAAAUCAUCUCGCAAAAGAUUUGGAGCCGGCUUCCAUAUCCAAUCCGCCAGUCAUACCUCUUAUCGUACCUGCUCAGCGGGUCGUAGGACGGUGAUCGUUUGCUCCGCGAUGGAGAUUUCGCUCCAUCGUCGCUCCAUUGUCGCUCCAUCGCUUUGCCCCGGCACCACGCGCGCGCACACGCCUUUGGGACAACGUCAUCGCGCUCCAUCGCAGCUGCAUCGGAGCGGAGCCUGUGCCCGGGAUCUAUCGUCGCCGGUUUCCACAGUGCCCGCUCAUCUGGAAGCAGGGGUGAAGCGUAUGUAACUGGAGCAAUUCAACUCUUGCGGCAGAUGAAGACCGGAAAUGCACAGAGUUGGGGAUCAUGAAGCAGUUUAGUCGACUUUUCCGAGGCCGAGCUCCGUUCGGGCACAUGUGUUCGCUUCACCCUCUCCAUCACGUCUCACCUAUCGCUGCCGAUUUGCGCAACGUACUGAGCACUCCUUUUCGCGUUUAUAGUACCCCCGAACGCCUUCCAUGGUCUCGGCUGACAACCCGCCAUGGCCCGCGUACCGAGGGUACCACGAGUACUCGUUCGCUCACGUGAGUACUUACCGCGAUCAGGCCAGGAACAAGAGUUUGAAGAGGAUCCUGACUCUUUACUUUGCUUCCUUCAGGCCACGAUGAGCCAUCGUCUCCCCACCAUCUUGGCCAAGGCCAUCGAUGAUGUCAGGACAACCCUCAACGACCAGGUCAGUCUUUUUCCCAAGCUGCACAUUCUAGCAUCCGACUGCUCACAUAUCGAGUAUCCCCACAGUACGAUGAGGAGAAGAUCGUGGAUCUCGUCGAGUGCAUGGAGAGGAUGGAGGACUUGAUGGACGAUUUGCAGAGCAACGCGACCCUCCGACCCAUCAUCGAUGACGGCGAGGGAGAUAUUCCUUUGUGGAACAAGGAGAUCGCCAAGGUAUGUUCUUGGUCGCCAUGCCGGAGCAUUGACAGAAAAUUGUGUGUGCUCACGUAGCUCGACGUGGACCCACAGUACUUCCGAGGCAAGGACUUCAUGAACGCCCCCUGGUUGUUUGCCGAGGCUUACAAGUACCGUCGGUAUGUCAUCAACGCAAAUCUUUGACGUUUGGCAUUGAGCUGACGGCGCCUCUGCUCAAUCCAUUAGUCUGCAUGAGUGCUUCUCUCUCUCCAAGUUCUGGAAGAGCUACGAUGUUUUCUUCCGUCAAAGUUAGUGCUCGCCCUUUCAAUUAUGCAGUCGAGACUGAACGCUCACCAUACCGUCUACGUUGACAGAGUGCGAGACCUUCUCUCGCUCCGGUGACGCCGUCUUUGAGCUGUCGACCCGUUUCGCCGAUCCCUACGUCAUCGACGAGAAGCUCUCGGCCGAGGACCAGCUCAAGGCCAAGAAGCUCAUCUUCCACGAGUUGACCCAAGUCGCCCUCUGGGGUAACGCCACCGACUUGUCGCUCCUCAUCAACGUGAGUUUGCUUGAAUGCUGGACAGGUCCACAUGUUGGAGAGGCACUGACGCAGAUUCCUUCUCGACAAUUCAACAGAUGACCGAGGACGACAUCAAGAACCUACAGUCGACCGGUGGUGACCACCUCGCCGCGACCGAGAAGAACAUCCUCGGCAACCACCUCGAGAAGGUCUGGGACUUGAUCUCGUCGCCCAACUUUGGUAACGGCAAGAAGGGUGGCCGAAUUGACAUCGGUGAGUGGAGUGGAGAGAAGAGCGGGCAGCAAACGAUGUUCAGUCGGCUGACGAGUGCUGCACUUACUGGUCCCAGUCCUCGAUAACGGUGGAUUCGAGUUGCACUGCGACAUGGUCUACGCCGACUUCUUGAUCCAAUCUGGUCUUGCUUCGCAGGUCCGAUUCCACGGCAAGGUUCGUGCAGAUUCUGAACGGAUUCUCCUCUACAGCCCAAAGACUGAACCCUAAUUCUGUACCACCUGCAGCGCUUCGCUUGGUUCGUGUCGGACGUCACUCGCCCCGAUUUCGACUGGCUCAUCAACCAGACGGUCUACGGUCACCUCUUCCCCGAUGCCAGCGAGGACCAAGUCGCUUCGCUGCGCUUGAUGGGUCAGCGCUGGCAAAAGUACGUCAAGGAGGGUAUCUUCGUCUAUGAGCAGCACCCCUUCUGGAUCUCCGGCGUAAGCAUUCUCCUCUACUGGCCCGAGUCGUGCCUCCCGAACCGCCAGCUGACCAGCGCCGGGCACCAUUGAUCCUCAGUGGACCUACUGGCACUUGAAGCGCGAGGCCCCUGAUCUUUUCCUCCACCUCGCCGACUCGGAUCUCGUCAUCUUCAAGGGUGAUCUCAACCACCGCAAAUUGACCUACGAUUGCCACGCCCCUCACGACACCCCCUUCGACGUCGCCAUCGGUCCUCUCGGCUCUGACGCCGGCGCACCUCCCGUCCUGACGCUCCGCACGAUCAAGAGUGAUGUCGUCGUUGGUAUCCCCGCUGAGGAGGGCGUUCGUUUGGACAAGGAGGAGCCCGGAUGGAAGAUCUCGGCCAAGGUGUGUUCAUCUAGGCUUGAUGUUGCCGCCGUCGCAGUAUCACUGACCGACUGAUUCUUCCAUCUCACUUGCAGUACGCCGUUGUCCUCCUCUCGGAAGGCCACAAGGGCGAGCCCAUCGCUUUCGUGUGA
This is a messenger RNA of Microbotryum saponariae, 2933 nucleotides long. Lineage: Eukaryota; Fungi; Basidiomycota; Microbotryomycetes; Microbotryales; Microbotryaceae. The record is from the annotation of a GenBank genome assembly.